Messenger RNA from Belonocnema kinseyi, 1060 nucleotides. Its product is annotated as probable pseudouridine-5'-phosphatase. The coding region runs from base 156 to 863 and encodes 235 amino acids. The transcript has 4 exons. Gene Ontology annotation, molecular function: phosphatase activity. Lineage: Eukaryota; Metazoa; Arthropoda; Insecta; Hymenoptera; Cynipidae. The record is from RefSeq and is a predicted model, not a curated record.
AAUUAUGUCGUCAUGGUCACGCCAGUCAUUUGCAGACCGGAUCACUGACAGUCGUCUGCAGGGCUCUGUCACUGACUAGACCGCCGGGACUCUCAUUUAUCAUUUAGUUGAACUUAAAUUUUUCAAUAACAAAAACGUUAGAAAUUCCAGUAACGAUGUCUGGCAGCUUUAAACAUGUUACCCAUUGUAUAUUUGACAUGGAUGGACUUCUUCUCGAGACAUUGCACACAGAUACAGAGAAGCUAUAUACUGAAGCAUUUAAUCGAGUCACUAAUCCACAUGGAAAAACAUUCACGUGGGAGCAUAAGGCCCGAACUAUGGGUUUCCAAACCAGUGAAGUCUCGAAAUGGGUUGUUGAGAAUUUGGAAUUGCCGCUAACCCCAAAGGAAUUUGAAGGACAGCUUCUCGUACUAUAUGAAGAACUAUUUCCCCAGGCUAAUUUUUUACCAGGUGCUGAGAGACUUUUGCGUCACUUGGUUGAAAACAACGUUCCAAUUGCACUGGCAACAAGUUCUAGCAAGGACAGUUUUGAACUAAAAACAAAGAAAUUGAUGGAUGUUUUCAAUUUGUUUCAUCACAGAGUCCUUGGCGGUUCUGAUCCUGACGUAAAAAAGGGAAAACCUAGUCCCGAUAUAUUUUUGGUAGCAGCUAGUCGGUUUCCUGACAAUCCAGAUCCUUUGAAGUGUCUUGUCUUCGAAGAUGCUCCGAAUGGGGUGGAGGCGGCUCUUUCUGCAGGAAUGCAAGUGGUAAUGGUGCCAGAUCCAAGUCUCCCUAAAAGUUUCACGGAAAAAGCAACCACAGUACUGGACAGUCUUCUGGAUUUCAAGCCUGAAGAGUUUGGACUUCCACCCUUUAAAAACUAGAGCCCGUUAAACAAAAUGAAAAGAGAUAUUUAGAAAAAAUCGGAUUAAUAUUGCCACUAAAUUUGGUUACCAAUAUAACAAAUAUUCCUUUUAUUUUGUAAUAAAUCUCUGACACAUAUUAUUUUUUCAAUUCUGAAAAGUUGAUGUAUGUUUAAUAGAUGAAUGUGUAAAUAAAGAAAAUUUACUUGGGAAAGUAC